AACCGGAAUACGGGAGGCGCAACGGAUAAGGAUUUUUGUUUUAUCGUGUUUCGCCCACGGUUUUAUCCAGCUUGACACGGUUUGACGAACGGUUCGCUGCUGCCAGCGGCAGGAAAACGCACUUAGUUGUCACCACGCGCUACAACCAUACGCAAGUACCGUCCGGUUUUUUGGGUGGCGCAGGUCGCGCACUGUUUUGCUCCGUGUGUGAGACGGUGUGUUCCGUACGUGUUCCGAAAUUUACGAAAGACGACAUGAAGCUCUAGAAAAUGCUCUAAAGUUGACCUAAAAGUGAAUAAAACGUAAAGAAAUGUUUAAAAGUGACAGUGAAAACAUGAAACUAAUGAAAACAAUAUAAAGCACAAAAAAUAGUUUAAAUGCAGAAAAGUUGGUGAUAAAAAGAAGAUAAAAGAAAAGGUGAUAAACAAACUGUGCUGCAAAGCAGGAACAACCCUACCGAAGCAACCAGGACAACACAAAGGCAGGAAAGGUGGCCGCUGUUGUGGCAUCGGGUUACGCUGGUGGUGUGUACGGCGGAAGCAUCAUCGGUCACGGGGAGGCCGCGGUCGGGGCGGCCAUUGCUGGUGCGAGCGCGAUCGGCAUCGGGCUCGGUGCGGACGGACGGGACGGCGGCACCGCAUCCAAGAUUCGACUGAAAGCUGGAAAACCACGGCAGGGCAGCGUUGAGGACGGUUGCAAAAUUAUGAUCGAUAUCAAAAGCUCGCCCGAUUAUCUGAAUCGGUCCUCCGGUGGAUCAUUCGGUAACUUUUCAAUGUUAUUUGCUGAUUCUUCGUACAAAUCAUCAUGGGGCUCCCACAGCUCGUCCCAGAGUCAAGAUCCAUAUCAGAUGUUCGGCCCUACUAGCAGUCGGUUAGCGAGUUCUGGUUCCGGACAGAUACAGCUAUGGCAGUUCCUGCUCGAGCUGCUCAGCGAUUCGACCAACGCCACCUGCAUCACCUGGGAGGGUACGAACGGUGAGUUUAAGCUGACCGAUCCGGACGAGGUGGCCAGACGCUGGGGCGAACGAAAGUCCAAACCCAACAUGAACUACGACAAACUCAGCCGAGCGUUAAGAUAUUACUACGAUAAGAACAUUAUGACGAAGGUGCACGGCAAGCGUUACGCCUACAAGUUCGACUUCCAGGGUUUGGCGGCCGCGACCCAGCCCCAGACGGAUCCGACCUACAAGUACCAGAGCGACCUGUUCAUGUCGCCGUACCAUCACGGGGCCAAGCUGAGCUCGUUCAUGAGCCCCCACCACAGCAUGACGUCAUCUUCCGCCUCCAUCUUUCCGUCGGCCGCCUCGUGGGGUAACUGGGGCAGCCCGGCAACGAACCUCUACCCAUCGCACACGAUGAGCCACGUGACGCCAUCGCACGUCGCACCACAUCUGGGCUCGUAUCCGCACUACGCAUGACCAACGCCCACGACCACGUCCUCCAGCCACCACCAUCACCAUCACGCCCAGGUCGACAACUUCGAUCUGUACAAGAAGCUGACACCGUACGAAUAAUAGCACCCGCUAAUCCCGCAGCAGCAGCAGCAGCAGCACCAUCAUCUUCAUCACCAGCAACCGGUGUCGCAGCAACACCAUCAUUCGCAACCGUUGCCACACCAUCCGGAACUGCUCUACCAGCCAGAGCUGGCCGGAUUUCCUCGGAAGCAGCUGCCGGUUGGUGGACCGCUGCACCAGCUGCCCUCGCCACCUCUAUCGACCGAGGUACUGCUGCUGCGGACAGCAUCCCGUACGGUGGCGGACGAUGGUGGUGACGGUGGGCCGGUUGGCGUGCUGCGUGGUCCCACGACGAUCGGUGACGUGACCGCAACGACAACAACUACUAGCAUCACUGCAACCACUAUCGCACCUAUCAAUACUACCCAGUUAGAUAAAUGUAUUUUAGACUAUCUAAGAAAUGUCUCAACUUUUAAAUGAAGCGCGCAUGCUGUAACAUAACAGGAAGCAUAUUUUUAAACCAAAAACCAAACGAUCAGUGUAUAAUUAGCAAUAUACUUGUUGUAAUGUAACGCGGGCACGAUCCACCUCCGCAGUGGACGUAGCUGUCACAGGAAGGCAAGCACCAUGACACUCAAACACACACACACACACACUUACACGUUACAUAGAUAAACUAAAGCUAAAUAGUGAAGUGUGUUGUAGUACUACGUGGAAAAUCUAGUCUUGGCCGCCGAAAAAGGGCGCCGGCAAACAAACAAGUCGGUCGGUUAUUGGUUACCUACUGUGUGAAGUAUUUAAGCAAAGUCCUUCCCUGCUAGAUGUAAGGCUCAACGUUACGGUAAGUGUAAGCCCUUAAACGAUGUGCGAGAUACAUAAACCAACAAACUAUUCUCGCUAACAGAACGUUCCCACCAGAGAGAGAGAGAGAGUCGCUAGAGAGAAGAUUUUUCUUUUUACAUGUGUUUUGUCCCUAAAAUACCUCUUCCGUUCCUUUUCUUGUUUCCGAUCGAUCGGUCUUGUUGUAAAUAUGAGCGGUGUAAAAGUAUUAUAAGUGCGCUAUUUAAGUUCGAUUGUAACUUAUUUGAAACGCUUGUGAGCGAGCGAUCGAGAUGCUAAGGAGAUAAAAUCCAAGUAACAAAUCUAGUCUUCUACCAGUAAGCAAUCGUUGGCCAUUGGACGCGGGGAAGCUGUCGAAAAAGUCGAAUAAUACAUUGUUCAAACGUAAAUUAUCAACAAAAAAACACAAAAGCCACAAAUCAUUAAGAGGAAAUCAUUUUAAUAAAUCUAUUUCGAUGGGAAAAAGAAAACAAAAUUUAAAUCGUACCCCCUAAAUUUAUGCAAUACUCAUUACUAGAGCAGAAAAAACAAUGGCAAGCGAUACCACACCAAACGCGACGCGGAACAAAAUGGAAGCGUUAAAACAAAAGCAAAUAUUUAUACAUAUAAAGACUGUGAUAGUUAACGACACUUGUUACAAUUUUGUUCUUUGCAAAAGCAAAACAAUUUUUACUCGAGCGAGUGAAGCAAAUACAGUGCUCGGUGCAGUGCUCGAUCGGCAUCGAUCGGAUGCAGAAUUUCCCUCGCUCGUUCUCUCCCAUUUUGCGUACCUAUGGUAUGGUUUGCUUUCGAAUUCGGGACAAAACGGGCCGGUCACAUACCGGCAUUCCUGGCAGGACGUUUAGAAGCUAUAUGUACGUAUCGUUGUGUAUGUCUGUGUAAAUAAUCGGUGUACCGUAACUUAUCGAUGUGUAUAUUUGUGCUCUAGUCAAAAGGAAGGGCAAAAGUGAGAGAAGAUAGAGUGUAUUAUUAACCUGUAGCAUGAAGGUGAUGAUGAUGGUGGUGUAUUAAGGGCCUGUCAGCCCCAGGGCCUGUCCAACUGUACUAAUCUUAACUCAUCUUUCAUCGCAUGAGACAUCUUUUUACCGAGUGACAGGAAAAAAAAACUAAAACGCUAGUCAAACACAGCACACAACAGGUGCGAUCAGUCGCUGCAACAGGUGUGUCUGCUUUUGUACAUAGACUGAAAAAUUCGCACACCUCCUGCCGGUCGGCUGAUCGUGCCUGGCUAAUGGAUGUAAUGUCGUACGUAAAUAUGUGUGUGUGUGUUUGUUUUUUGAGAAACAAAUUAAUAUCUGUUUCACCUACUACAGCAACAGCUUUUUGAAGUUGAAAAAGGAUGAUCUUUACGAGCAAAAUGGUGUAUCCUCGCGCUAGCAGCAGUCGAUCAAUUCAAAAAUGAACCGACAGUGGAAGUGCGAUCGGCUCGAUCAGUCAUAGCCAGUAUAGUUGUGUAUCUACGAUAAAUAUGUGUGUGUGUGCGUGUAUGUAAAAUCUAAGUUCAAUCAACAUGUCUUCAUACUUCAAACGGCAACCAACCCAACAAAACAAAAAAAAGCUGGACACAUUGUACAUUGAAGUCAGCCGACUCGCGACUCCGAGUCGACGAACAACAAAAAAGACAAACCAAAAAAAAAAACAAACAAGAAUAACUGAAUUAAAUAAAAUUCGUAUAAAUGUUUCAAAAA
Molecule: messenger RNA, 3981 nt
Organism: Anopheles stephensi (Asian malaria mosquito)
Lineage: Eukaryota; Metazoa; Arthropoda; Insecta; Diptera; Culicidae
Product: DNA-binding protein D-ETS-3-like
Exons: 7
Coding region: 704-1417 (237 amino acids)
Biological process (GO): cell differentiation; regulation of transcription by RNA polymerase II
Cellular component (GO): nucleus
Molecular function (GO): DNA-binding transcription factor activity, RNA polymerase II-specific; sequence-specific DNA binding
Source: RefSeq, a predicted model, not a curated record